Messenger RNA from Schizophyllum commune H4-8, 819 nucleotides. RefSeq lists its product as uncharacterized. The transcript has 9 exons. The coding region runs from base 1 to 819 and encodes 272 amino acids. NCBI's taxonomy places the organism in Eukaryota, Fungi, Basidiomycota, Agaricomycetes, Agaricales, Schizophyllaceae. Gene Ontology annotation, cellular component: membrane. The record is from RefSeq and is a predicted model, not a curated record.
AUGGCAGGUCCGCACGAAGCGUUGGUCUCCAUUGCUCGCAUGCACCACAUCAGGAGCAUGGCGAAAUUCCGCCGGUUGAAGCAGCACGCGCGUAAUUCAGAGGCCGGCAAGCCAGGUGUACUCGUCUUCCGCGGAACGAAGUUUACAGUGUCGAUGUUCCUCGAGAACGCAAGAGCCUUACGCUACCUCGACUUCCAUCAUGUCGACACCCAAUCACUACUUCCUCCGUCCGCCGGCUUCGCGGACAAGAUGGACUACGGGCUCGAAGAGGUCCCAGACAUGAAGGAGCUUGUACGACGCCUUGACGAACACGGUCUGAAGGACUGGUUCCGGAGGGAGAUGGGGAUGUCGGGACGCAUCUUCAGGCUUCACCACACACGUCGCGCAAGCUCAUCGGUCGUGCGACUUUCGUCAGGCAUCGAUAGGAACACCCGUUUCUCGCCGCUCGCACCCUCUAAUCGCCGCCAUAAGUACUCGUCGUCGAAGAUGAAUGCCUUCGCCCAAGCUGCCCUGGGCAUCCUCACCGACCACCUCACCACAACCAUAGUGACCGCCAGCGGCGUUGGCGGCAUGAUCCUUGCACCCUACGCAGCACCACUCAUCCUAGGCGCCGUCGGAUUCACACCGGGCGGCGUUGCUGCGGGCAGCAUUGCCGCGGGGAUACAAGCAGGCAUUGGCAACGUCGCUGCAGGAUCCUUGUUCGCGGGAGCGCAGGCGGCGGGGGCUACAGGUGCUAUCCCGGUCAUAGGGACGAUCAUAAGCGGUGGCAUCACCGCUGCCUCUGCCGGCGCUGGGAAGGCGAUUGCUGACUUGUUCUAA